UGUGCCUGAAAACGUACCGUAUGGGAUAGCGGGGAAUCGAUGACCGGGAAGUUCCACGAUUACAACAGACGCACCAUCCGGAACCACACGACAUGUCAUCGGAACUUGGUAUGCCACCAUCCGGGAGGAAACAAAAAGGUAUCCAACCAUACGCAGGUCUUAUCUCUCAUUGUUUUCUCUCUGAAUUUCGAUCAACGCGUUGCACCAUCUGAAACUGAACAUCUGCCGGAUAUUGAACCCGCAUAUCCCGCCCAUAUUGCCGAACCGGUUUCCUUUUUUUGUUCUCUGUCCCAUUAACCAUUCCCGUCUUGUCCGGGUAAAUAUAACCAAUCGACCCCUCCGUCGAGAGCUUGCGACAUCACGGAGGCCUAGAUAACGACAUAUUAUUUCUUUCAUCUCACGAUGCUCUGCCGAAUCGUGGCUGGCGUUGUCGUAUUUUUAUACGUGGCCGUAUAUCUUAGGAUGCUCAAUCUCUCCCGCGCACAUCCUCGGGUACGCACCUAGAACUAGUAUUUCCCCCCCACCAGAUAGCCGUCGAAUAUAGCUAUAGCUCAUUUUGUUUGCUUUUUCGACGAAAAAAAUCCCCUGGUACUUCACCGCCCUCAUCUUAUAAACACCCCCAAAAAGCCACUCGCAGCUUUCACGCUGUGAAGUUUUUUUUUCAAUCAAAAAUAAUCGUUCUGCUCAUCGACCACCCAGGCGGUUGGUUCGAAGCAAAGAAAUGUCUCCCAAGGUGCGAGAAAACGGCGCCCAGCCCAGGAUGGAUUCCAAGGGCGACAUGAACAAGAUUACCUACGUGGCACCCUCGAUGAUAGAGAGAUUGGUCUACUGUUGGUACAUGUGGGCCAUGAAGGGUUUCAGUGCCCCCUUCAUCUGGUACCGGGACUGGAUGGAGUGGUACUACCCGCCCGAUGGCCGGCCUGAUAUUGUCAAGGCUUAUGAGUGCCGUCCGCAUUUGCCCGUCCGAAUAUUCUUCCCAGCAUCUUAUGACCGGAGCUCGCAAACUAAGCUCCCUGCUUUGGUGGCCAUUCAUGGAGGCGGUUUCUGCUUCGGCACAGCCCGCGAUACAGACGAGUGGGCACGCGCGUUUGCCGAUCAGCACUCUACCUUGGUCGCCUGUCCCUCGUACUCAAAGGCGCCCUGGUCACCUUUUCCUGCAGCUCUCAAUGACAUCGAGGCCAUCUACAAGGCCAUAGUGGCGGACGAGUCUCUCCCAAUCUCCAAGUCGCAGGUCGCCAUCGCAGGCUGGUCUGCAGGCGGCAACCUCGCCAUGGCCGUGUCGCAGAUGCCCAGCAUCCGGGCUCUCUCCCCCGGUGCGCCCAGCGGCGCCAUCACCAUCUACGGCGCCAUGGAUAUGAGCGUGUCGGCAGCCGACAAGGCCAAGACGCGCUGGUACAAGACUCGCCUGCAGCACCCGCGCGGACAGACCGAGGACGGUCUCUUCAAGCUCGCGCCGCUUUGCGACUGGGGCUACAUUCCCUUCGGCACCGACCUGCGCCACCCUCUCCUCAGCCCGGGUUUCGCCGACGAGCGAAACCUGCCGCCGUACGUGUGCGUGGUCGCGGCGGAGCUCGACAUGCUCGCGCACGAGAGCUGGCGGUUCGCGGUGCGGCUGGACAAUGAGCGCUUCCCCGAUCGGCACCGCGACGUGCCGGACCCCAACAGCGACGACCCGGAGCUGGCAGUGGCGGGGCGCAAGGCGCCGAGCCGGCGCAGGGGCAGGCUGGAGGAGGAGGACGGCGGCGACGAUCGGUUCGGGUGGGAGGAUAACGGCGACGGCUUCGGCGUCAAGUGGAUGCUCGUUCCGGACGCGCUGCACGGCUUCGACUGCGCGUCCAUCCGGCUCAUGACGGGCGGGUGGGACGCCGUCAAGGACGCCGAGAUGAAGACAAAGGUUGAAAUCGAGCGGCUGGGACGGUGGUUGCGUACCAAGGUGUGGAAGCUCGAUGAGGAAAAGAAGAGCGCCGAGUCGGAUUGAGUGGUGAAGGUAAUGUUUUAUGUUUUGGGGGUCAACUGAGGUUUUGGUGUCUUUGUUGUUUGGUAGAUGCUGCGAUCUUAGCGGUGCAGUAUUUUGUUUUUGUUUUUGAGUAUUGACCUUCGCAGCAUUGUAGUUGGAGCAAAGCUAUUGGAUGUCAUGACGUGGACCGCGGUGUUCACGUUGGCGGAGCGAUAUUUUAGAGUUGAGAGGAAAAAAAGAGAUAUCACGUUACUCGGCUCAAAUAUACCUCUCUAAAUCAUCAUAUCUGAGCUCUUGGAUAACAAAUUACAU
Pyricularia oryzae 70-15 is the source of this 2269-nucleotide messenger RNA. Its product is annotated as alpha/beta hydrolase fold protein. NCBI's taxonomy places the organism in Eukaryota, Fungi, Ascomycota, Sordariomycetes, Magnaporthales, Pyriculariaceae. Gene Ontology annotation, molecular function: hydrolase activity. The record is from RefSeq and is a predicted model, not a curated record. The transcript has 3 exons. Bases 722 to 1978 code for a protein of 418 amino acids.